This is a messenger RNA of Suillus paluster, 777 nucleotides long. RefSeq lists its product as uncharacterized. The transcript is spliced from 7 exons. Bases 1 to 777 code for a protein of 258 amino acids. The record is from RefSeq and is a predicted model, not a curated record. NCBI's taxonomy places the organism in Eukaryota, Fungi, Basidiomycota, Agaricomycetes, Boletales, Suillaceae.
AUGUAUCUGCUCGUAGCCGCGGCCCGAGAAUGGCUUGGCGGCGUCGCAGCUUUUCAGACUGUAGUGAGUCCUGAGCAUGACUGGGUCUAUCAAACAGUGUCGCAUUUCCCGACAUGCGGGCUCAUCAAAGCUAUCGGGGAUGGUCCUCUUUCCCUGAUUCAGCAGCUCAAAUCGGAGAACGUGAAAUUGGAGGUUGUCGAUGCUCAUGGAGCGUGGGUCACCCCUGAGAUUGUGGAUCUGCACUCCCAUAUCAGCGUCGAAAGUGCGCCCAAGCUAAAUGCCACGAUGAAGCUCGCUUUGUCUUUUGUUUUUGCUGCAAUCGCUUUGGUACAGGUGACAGCGGCAGCACCCGUUAUCGACGGGCGUGCCAUUGGGCUGUUCGAACGUCUCGUUGCCGAGGGCUCCCCUGAUGUCGAAGAAAUCGAGAAGCGUGCCUUGAAGUUGUUCGCAGAUCGCGCUGCUGAGGGCUCCCCUGAUGCCGAAGCGAAGACUGUUACUGGCUUUGGUCCUGUGUGCCUCGCGAAGAAAUUGGGCUUGGGGUGUUUUCGCAAGGGGAUGUACUCAUUUGCGAGUGGAUGGGUGUCGAGAAGGGAUGCGGAUGUUCUAGAAGCGGAACGCGACGAGGCUAUAAGCGCAGCGCCAGAGAAGGUCGCUAUAGAAGUCAGUGCAAAGCACACCACAGCGGUGGUCAUUGCAUAUCUUAUGCAGAAGACGCCCUUUGUGUCCCCGAUCACUGGUGGGCGAAAAACAGUUGCAGGCCAACCUAGAAUCGGGUAG